AUGGAAAUCGAGAUUCCAUUUCAAAAAGCAUGGGGGGAUCUGAAGAGAUUUGAGAAAACUGUCAAGAAUGGAUGGAAUGAAGUGGAGUAUGGAAGUGGUGUGUACAAUGUUAAAAAUCACAUAUUAAAUUGUGGUAGGAAGCUCGACAAAUGGAAUAAAAAGAAGAAAAAAGAAUUUAAAGAAAAAGUUUAUGGGUUAAAUCAAAGAAUCACUUACCUAUCUAAUUUUCAUAAUAGAAAGGAUUGGAGAGAACAUAAAGGCCUUGAAAGGAAGUUGAAAGUGAUGAUGGAAAAGGAGGAACAAUAUUGGAAGCAAAGAAGUCGUGCUUUAUUGUUGAAAGAGGGUGAUAGAAAUAUCAAAAAAGUUCAUAAGAAUGCCAACAUAAGGAGGAAAAAUAAUGAAAUUUUUGGGUUGUUUGAAGAGGAUUUGAAGUGGGUCGAUUAUGAGGAUGAGCUAAUUAGAGUGGCAUGCAAUUAG
Humulus lupulus (European hop) is the source of this 477-nucleotide messenger RNA. RefSeq lists its product as uncharacterized. The record is from RefSeq and is a predicted model, not a curated record. Lineage: Eukaryota; Viridiplantae; Streptophyta; Magnoliopsida; Rosales; Cannabaceae. The transcript has a single exon. Bases 1 to 477 code for a protein of 158 amino acids.